Canariomyces notabilis is the source of this 2489-nucleotide messenger RNA. RefSeq lists its product as uncharacterized. The record is from RefSeq and is a predicted model, not a curated record. Lineage: Eukaryota; Fungi; Ascomycota; Sordariomycetes; Sordariales; Chaetomiaceae. The annotation marks the transcript as partial. The transcript has a single exon.
UUCGCCUUGUCGACCAAACCGGCGUCCGCUGGUGCUCUGGGAGACCUUGCUGCUGGCAGUCAAGAAGCGUCGUCCCCUCGUAACCCAAGCGAGUUUCACGGCCCAAUUACCCCCGAACAGCGCCAGCGACGGACGCUUCUUCGCCAACAAGAGACCACAAUUCCCCGACAAGACGAUCGAUCGCCUACUCCUUCUCAACGACCGCUGCGCCGAACUCCCCGUUUCUCCGCCAGUCCUAGUCCUCGGCCAUCCGAGGCACAUCGUCGAGUCCACCUUGAAGCCGCCACAGUUGGCAUCAGCCCCCGGCCCCUUUUCUCGACAGCUGGUGACCCUGUCGAGUUCAGGCAGUUUGAGCGAACCUUUGACCCCCUCCGACGGCAGCUCUCCCAGGACCUCAGCGACGAUCCCGAAGAAGCGUCAACUGUCCGGCCGUCGUCCUCCAGCCCCAAACGAGAACACUCUACUUCGACGAGGCGCGACCUCCACCCCGCAGUUCGACUUUCUAAGCAUACCAAGAGUGCUAUACUUUGGACCCUUGAGGAAGCGCUCAGAAAGCCCUAUCCCUUUACUCCAGAUCUUGUAGAAGAGAGCGCGCCGAUGGCCGAUCUCCUAAGCGGUGGCACCGGCCCCGUCACCACCAAUGGCCACAGCGCGUCCUCCUCCCGGCCAACUGCACCCCCUGCCCAGACCGGAUCUCCGCAACAAGUUAUCCGGGGUCCUCGAAUGAUCAUGCGGGAGCGGGCCGAGCGUGAAGCAAGGCAGCGGGCAGAAAGAGAACAGAUGGAGCGCGCUCGUGCUGAGGAAGAGGCUCGUCUACUGGAAGAGACACGACGGCACGCCGCCGCUGGCGCUGUUCCAGGCGGUAGUGACUUACCCUCGGAUCCGGCAGGCCAACGCCGGCAACAGCGCGCACAGGAGGCCGCAGGGUCUUCGCGGAUUCCGGCUAGCAUGCCCUCGGCUUCGGCACAGCAAUCGGCCACUGUGCCGCCACUGCGUCCAAGUCGGGUCCCGGCGACAACCCAAGCACCUCAGAAUCCCGGCUCUGCACCUCAGCCUGGGCCCGGCGCGUCGGGGCCUACCCAGUCGGGCGAGACGUCGACCCAAGGAGUCGGCACAAGCCGGCUCAAAAACUCAUUCCCUCAUGCUUUUGAGCGGUGGGAGGCCCUCUCCGCCCACUGGGAAGGCAUGACGAGCUUCUGGCUGAGGAGGCUGCAGGAAAACACGGAUGAGGUCGAACGUAACCCGAUAACAUCUCAGCUCUCUCGGCAGGUUCAUGACCUCUCGGCCGCGGGCGCCAACCUCUUUCACGCCGUUGUCGAACUGCAGCGGCUUCGCGCCAGCUCUGAGCGCAAAUUCCAGAGGUGGUUUUUCGAGACACGGGCUGACUUGGAAAGGCAUCAGGAGGUCAACGCAAUGCUGGAAGCCCAAAUGGAGCAGGAGCGACAGGCGAGAGCCGACGCUGUGCGGAACGCAGCACAGCACGAGGCCGAGAAUGCGAAGCUCCAAAAACUGCUGACCGAGAUGCGCCGAGAACUGCAUAUCUCCAAGGAAGAGGCGCGCCGCGCCUGGGAAGAAUUGGGCCGUCGUGAGCAAGAAGAGCGAGAACGUACCCUCUCGCUCCAGCAAGGUCAUCCGACCAUAGUUGGAGGAGUACAGGUAGUGCCCAUGAACCAAGGCGUCCUGAGCCGCCAUACAAGUCACCGCCAAGCUGCCGAUACCUCAGAAUACAUAGCCGCACAAGGAGGCCAGUACCCAGAUUACGCUGGUGCUGGGGCUGGGCCCACCGCUCAGCCAGCUGCGACUUCAGCUGGCGAUCAGAGUGCUGGCUUCUACCAGCAGCAGCAGCAGCAGCAAAAACAGCAGCAACAGCAAGAGCCCCCUGGCCACCACGGAGGCGAUUACGGGACCGGUUCCGAGGCCGGGUAUAGCGAGGGUGAGUAUAUGAUUGAUGCGAGGGGCAAUUUUGUGAGGGACGAGCAUGGCAACAGAAUCCCCUUCCACAGCCCUGCCGCGUCGCCGAGCCAGCAUCAUCGAGCAAGGAGGUCUGACGCUGCUGCAGAGGACUAUGAGACGCCCAGCUCGCAGCAGGCGCCUCAUCCCACGAGCUAUCCGCCGUCAAGCUCGCAUUGGGCUGCAGGCGGGUACACGGGCGGAGGAGGGAACCCUGAGUAUUCAGGCCAGGGCUACGCGGCGCCUGGCUGGGAAGCAAUGCCCCGCCAUCACCACCCCACUCGGCUGAGCGACGUCAUUGAGGAGGACGAGCGAAGCCGCACCUCAGUAAGCCAAGUGAGCCGUCCAUGAACAAGGAAGGAGCGGAAGUGAGUGGCCGGCUUUGUGUAUGGGGGCCUGUACCACAUAAGCCACCGUUUCCGCGCCGAAUCCGUUCGACACACGAGUCGAGGGGACCAAUAUAACACGAUCGACUUUUUCCCUGGGUCUAUUCUAGACUUGUUUUUUACCCUCUCCCACAGCAAAAGAUGGAAACUGCA